Molecule: messenger RNA, 314 nt
Organism: Felis catus (domestic cat)
Lineage: Eukaryota; Metazoa; Chordata; Mammalia; Carnivora; Felidae
Product: cytochrome c-like
Exons: 1
Coding region: 1-285 (94 amino acids)
Biological process (GO): mitochondrial electron transport, cytochrome c to oxygen; mitochondrial electron transport, ubiquinol to cytochrome c
Cellular component (GO): mitochondrial intermembrane space
Molecular function (GO): heme binding; electron transfer activity
Source: RefSeq, a predicted model, not a curated record
AUGGGUGAUGUUGAGAAGGGCAAGGAGAUUUUUGUUCAGAAGUGUGCCCAGUGCCAUACUGUGGGAAAGGGAGGCAAGCAUAAGACUGGGCCAAAUCUCCAUGGUUCAUUUGGGCGAAAGACAGGUCAAGCCCCUGGAUUUUCUUACACAGAUGCCAACAAGAACAAUGGCAUCACCUGGGGAGAGGAGACACUGAUGGAGUAUUUGGAGAAUCCCAAGAAGUACAUCCCUGGAACAAAAAUGAUCUUCGCUGGCAUUAAAAGGCAGGGGAAAGAGCAGGCUUGAUAGCUUAUCUCAAAAAAGCUACUAAGGAG